ACUGUCUGCUGAGACAGAAAACAUGGAAUGGUUUCUGGACACGGCGGAUAAACGGUUUAAAGAUACGUGCAGAGAGCAUUAGAUCGGGUCUGAAAGAGGUGGUUAUCACUGGCAUAAUGAAUAGGCUGGUUGCAGGCCAUUUUGGGUCUUACUGUGAAAAUUGCCUGAGGUCAGCAUCCAGAGGACUUAUACCCAAAAGGAAAUGUAAGGUGGACUCCCACGCAAAAUGGUCAUAUCUGCCAAACUUUGGGACAAGAAGCAGAAGCCUUCAUGCUGACCGAAAUGUAUCCUCGCUGGCCCUUGUCAGAUGUAGGUCAUUCCAAGGGGCAUUACUCAGUCCCUACCCUCGGAUCAGUCCACUCAGAUCCAGCCUUCUGUUGUAUGUAUAUCCUGGGCGAAUUCAUGUCAGGGAAUUGGGGUCUGUGGGUCGACUAAUUGGAGGACUAGGGAGGUUCCUACGUCUUCGCUAUUUGAUCCUCACGUCAGCUGUGGGUGGUGGAGUCACGCUGUCCAGGACAAUUGACUCAUGGAAGCAGUAUAUUCCUGACUUGGGCUGGAUGAAGGAAUACUUACCAGAGUCUGAGACACUGGAGAGAUAUGAGGAGAGGUGGAGGCAGCUGAGGGGCAGAGUGCGAGAGGCCCUACCUGAAAAGGGAUGGUUGAAGGAAAAGCUCCCUGCUUUGCGGCAGUCAAUGGCUGAUUACUUAGAGGAGGUGAAGACAGGAGACCUGGCCAGUUUUCUUGUGGAUGGUGUUAACAAAGCCACCGCCAUUGUGGUAGGACCCUCGUCAACAGAUGCAGGCAUCGCCAUGAACACUGUAGCCACGGUAACAAGUCCUCCUGCAGGGAGUGGGUCAUCUAGCCUGUCAGGAGAAUACAGAACUUCCCAGGAUAAACAAAGGCUAGAGCAGAUCCAGGAAGAAAUGAUGCAAGUUCAGAUUCGCUACCAGAAAGAAAUUGAUAGACUUGAGAAAGAAAACAGAGAGCUGAGAAAGCAGCUGUUACUGAAAGACAAGAAGACUGGUCGUAAAAGGGCGAUGAAGAUGUCCCUGAUAGACAUGUACUCUGAUGUGCUAGAUGAACUUUCCGAUUACGAUUCCAGCUACAAUACACAGGAUCAUCUACCCAGGGUGGUGGUUGUAGGUGAUCAGAGUGCAGGAAAAACCAGUGUUUUGGAGAUGAUUGCUCAGGCGAGAAUUUUCCCAAGAGGAUCGGGUGAAAUGAUGACAAGGUCACCAGUCAAGGUCACACUAAGUGAAGGUCCAUACCAUGUGGCACAGUUCAAGGACAGUACACGUGAAUUUGACCUCACCAAGGAAUCUGAUCUUUCGGCACUGAGAAAGGAAGUAGAGAUCCGCAUGAAGGGAAGUGUCAGUAAAGGGCAGACUGUCAGUACUGAGUGUAUUGCCAUGACUGUUAAAGGCCCUGGUUUACAGAGGAUGGUGUUGGUAGACCUGCCGGGUAUCAUAUCUACUGAAACAACUACCAUGGCUCCAAACACUAAAGAGUGCAUCAAGAAGAUGGCAAAGACUUAUAUGGAAAAUCCAAAUGCUAUUAUCCUGUGUAUUCAAGAUGGCUCCCUGGAUGCUGAGCGUAGUAAUGUGACGGACGUAGUGAACACGAUGGACCCAGGAGGCAAGAGAACUAUCUUUGUGCUGACCAAAGUGGACCUGGCAGAAAGCAGCCUUUACAAUCCAGACAGAAUUAAGCAAAUUCUAGAGGGUAAACUCUUCCCGAUGAAGGCUCUAGGAUAUUUUGCUGUUGUCACUGGUAAAGGCAAUACAAAUGAUAGCAUCCAAACUAUCAAGGACUAUGAAGAAUCAUUCUUCAAAAACUCACGGCUUUUCAGGGAAGGGGUUUUGAAACCUACACAGAUGACCACAGCUAACCUCAGUAUGGCAGUCUCUGAGGUCUUCUGGAAAAUGGUCAAAGAAUCUGUGGAACAGCAAGCAGAUGCUUUCAAAGCCACAAGAUUUAAUUUGGAAACUGAAUGGAAGAACACGUAUCCAAAACUGCGCGAGUUAGACAGGGAGGAACUUUUUGAGAGAGCCCGUGGUGAAAUGUUGGAUGAAAUCAUCAAUCUAAGUCAGCUGACGCCCAAACAGUGGGAGGAUGCGUUUUCACAAGCUCUGUGGGACAAGAUGUCAAGUUAUGUUUUUGAAAAUAUCUACCUUCCAGCUGCACAGGCUGAAAACUGUGGGAUCUUUAACACAACGGUGGACAUCAAGCUGAAGCAGUGGGCGGAUAAGCAGUUACCACGGAAAUGUGUAGAGGUAGGGUGGGAGACGUUACAGAACGAGUUUUCCAAAAUCAUGGAGAAAGAUAGUCAGAAGAAAGACCAUGACCAGAUUUUUGACCAACUGAAGAAGGCUGUUCGUGAUGCUAGCCUGACCAAGCACAAGUGGGACAACAAAGCUGAAGACAGCUUGCGUGUGAUGCAGAUCAACACACUGGAGGAUCGGUCCGUGACAGACAAACAGGCUUGGGAUGCAGCCAUCAAGUUCAUGGAGGAAACCGUCAAUGAUAAACUCAAACAAACCACAGAAGUCAUCAAGGAACUGACUGGCCCGAGCACAAGAGAACAGUGGAUGUACUGGAAGUAUCGCAGUCCUCAGCAGAUAGAUCGCUUAAGCACCAUCAGGGAACUGGAUAAACUGCUGAAUUCGGAAGAUAACCACAAGCUGUCUCUAUCCUCAGAUGAGUUGACCACAGUGCGCAGAAACCUGCAGACCCAAGGCGUGGAAGUGGACAAUGAGUUUAUCCGUGAAACCUGGUACUAUGUCUUCAGAGAGCAUUUCUUCCUCAAGGCCAUGGACACAGCUCAUCAGUGUAAAAAAGGCUUCUAUUACUAUCAGAGAGGAUUUUCAGACUCUGGGCUGGAUUGUAAUGACGUGGUAUUGUUCUGGAGGAUACAGCGGAUGUUACAGGUCACUAGUAAUGCCCUCAGACAGCAGGUCAUGAAUAAUGAAGCACGACGUAUGGAGAGAAACAUAAAAGAAGUGUUGGAAGAAUUCAGUGAGGACAAAUCCAAGCUGGUUAACCUGUUGACAGGUCGUCGAGUAAUGUUAGCGGAGGAAUUGAAGAGAGUACGCCAAAUACAAGACAAACUUGAAGAGUUCAUCCAAGCCCUUAACAAAGAGAAGCAAGAAUACAGAUAGCAGAAAUGACCAUCAGACGUAGACACCGAUCCAUCAGCCAUUGGCUGAUUCAGGAGCAAUUUAACCAAUUAGUGUGAAAUAUAUGAGUUGCUGUGUGAGAAACAGUGUUUCAUAUUUUGUUUUUCUUCUAGAUCUCCAGGUGGUUUCUGUUUUGUGUUAUUGGUUCCCAGGCUGAAUGAUACAGAGAAGCCUCAACAUGCAUACAUAGUUCAAGUGGUAGUAUACAUAUGUAUACAAUAAUUUAUGAUAUGUCGAUACUUCUGGAAACAUUUUUGUCUUUGAGAAUCGUCCACAUGUGUAGCAGGAAGUUACUUUCUGUCCUAAAACUGAAAAAUGGACUACAGGGCCAUCAUCACUUUAGUCUGCAGUAUUG
Molecule: messenger RNA, 3531 nt
Organism: Liolophura sinensis
Lineage: Eukaryota; Metazoa; Mollusca; Polyplacophora; Chitonida; Chitonidae
Product: dynamin-like 120 kDa protein, mitochondrial
Exons: 30
Coding region: 117-3158 (1013 amino acids)
Biological process (GO): endocytosis; mitochondrial fission; peroxisome fission
Cellular component (GO): mitochondrial membrane; microtubule; mitochondrial intermembrane space
Molecular function (GO): GTPase activity; GTP binding; microtubule binding
Source: RefSeq, a predicted model, not a curated record